Messenger RNA from Zootoca vivipara (common lizard), 2579 nucleotides. The record is from RefSeq and is a predicted model, not a curated record. Lineage: Eukaryota; Metazoa; Chordata; Lepidosauria; Squamata; Lacertidae.
AUGAGAGCGCUCGGGCUGCAGGAGGCGUCCUCCUCAGCCGAGCAGCUCUGGAACCCGAGGGGCUGUGCGGAUCUCCGGCGGCAGGAUGUGAACACUUCAAUAAGUUCAAAAAAUAAGCUUAAAGAAAUAAUUAAAUUACUUGAUCACCGAAUCCAAGUUCUGCACCAAAAGAAUUUGAUGCAUGAACAUGAACCCUCAGAGAAACAGGACAGAUCAUUAACUGUACACAUGAGUGUGGUCAAAGGAUCCUCUGUAAAAGUGAAGGCAACUCCUAGUAGUCUAACAACACAAGAAAUCCCUUUUUCCAAUAGCUAUACAGUACUGAUUGGUUACAAGCUGCACAAGAUUUCCCCAAAUAUCCUUGUGGACACACCAGUGAGACCUAAUAAUGUGAAGGGUGCAGGAACCGAAGAAGACAUAACUUUGCUUCCUGCCUUGAAACAGGACAAAGAUGCUGGUAAUAAUGGUGGCAGAUCAUUAAGAAAAGCUAAUAUCACUGUAAGAUUCCUUUCCGCUGACAAUUCAAGCAGAACUGAGAUUGACAUUUACAAUUUAAAUGAUCCAAGAGAAGUCCCUGAAGUUCAUGUUAUAGCCAGCAACAUUAUGAACCAAGGCAUUAAAACUGAUACAGUAGUAUUAAAAGGCAAUGGUUUGCAAGUGGUAGUAAACAGUUCAGUGGAUAAUAAUGCGAAGCAUAUUCCUGAAAAAGGGAGAAGAACAGCCCUGAUAGUACCUGUUCAUGGAAAGACCACUGCAGAUGGCAGUAAAAGAAACCAUCCUUUCACAGUGCCUGAAUCUUUGGCAUAUCAGUUGUUGCUGUUAAUUCAACCACUACCACCACUGAAGACAACAAGUGCACUCAAAGAUGAAGGUUCACAAAGCAUAAUGACAACAAAAAUAGAAACUUCUGUAGAAGAACUAGAAAAUAUACUAACUGAUCUGAAGAUGGAAAGGGGUAUGUAUUUUUUGCCUUCCAUUAUUUUAAAAAACUUCAUUCUAAAAUUAAAGAUUAGCAGAGCUUUGAUAAAAUUGUACUUGAAGCAAGAGACUCCAUCCACUAAUGAGAAAUUGCAGUCCUCAGUAAUGGAAGAUAUUCUUCAGGAAUUACAAGACCAUCUAGCUGAAGUUCGUAGGCCUUCCACCAGUGACAGAGAGGAACCAAUGCUGAUGGACAAUAUUUAUUCAUCAAACGAACUUGAAGACCCAGAAGAAGCAGGUUACAGUGAAGAGAACCACAACAUGCUGACAGAGCCCAUCCCAGAAGAGACAGAUUUUCCGCCGUUUCCAGAUGAACCACCAUUGAUUCCUGCACUCGAAGCAAGCUCUGUUCCAAAUUUGGUUACUGAAGUGACGAAUGAACAUAUGAAUGACGCCCAAAGAUAUGAAUUCUUUGAGAAAUAUGAAGGUAUUCACGGCAGGAAAAAAUCAAAAGCUGCAGACCUUAAAGACCUGCUAAAGCACAUCAUCAUAGCCUGUGUAGCUGUCACUUGUUUGAUCUUGACUGUAAUAGUUGUUGUGCACAUAUACACUUCAUUAUUUGUGAAGAAGGAGCAGGAACCUGAUAAAACAAAUGCUGACAAAAAAGGUGGACCUGACAAUAAUGAAGUCACAUCAGCCGAGAAAACCAGAAGCCAACAACCACAUUACAAUGUUGGCAUUGAGGGAGCACAAAACCAACAACUGGAAUAUGCUGUUAACAUUGCGAAAACAGGAAGCCAACAGCCAGAAGACAGCACUGUUGGAAUUGACAACCAAAACAACAACAACUUAAGUUCACCCCCGGAAAUGUUUUCAUCAACAGACACUGAUUACAUCAAAAAGCCUUUAGACCUCCAUCCUGAUAUUUUGUCCCCUAGCUCCCCACCAGAAGACACCGGCUUGCUUCUCCCAGUUGAACCUUCAAGGCACACUGCACACAAUAGUUUGCCUUCAUACAACAGCAGCACCUCUAAGAACCUCAAAGUACAACCUAGAACUUUCAGAAUCCACCAUAGCUCUUAUAACAGUCUAGGAAAUUAUGGUAAAUCCAAAGAUCAUGACUAUAAAAGACUUCAAGCCAAAGAUACUGUUUGUUACAAAACAAAACCAAUCUGCCAAAGACCAUCUAGGCACAGACCCAAAUCCACAGAACCCAAAAGAGGACACAAAAAGGUUUCAGCUAAGCAACAUAGCUACAGCAGUUCAAGUUGGGUUGGAGAUCCUUCAUCAAAUGUUCCUGCUGCUUUAGACACUAACAAAAACUCCAAGGAGUCAAGACUGUCCCAAGAUGAUGACUCAGACUGUGCAUGUUUUCAGCAUAUCAAAGGCUCUUCUAGUACAGACUCAUAUUCGAAUUAGAGCAGCACAAAGAGGAGGGAGUUAUUGUUCAGUAUGACUGCUGUCCGGAAGUGUGCAGUCCUAUAUUUUUACCAUGGUUAAUCAUGAUGGAACCCUAUAGUAUCCUGGAGAACACACGUUGCAAUCAUGCUACUGAAUCAUAAAAAGUAGGUUUGGUGUUGGGUUACAGGAGUUGCUAAUCUGGUUUCUUGGAUUUGUCCAAUUAAAUUAUUUUCUGCUUGAAGUGUAAUAUGUGCUCACAU